AUGGAACUUGUGAAACUCAUCCUCAUCUUAAGCACUUCCCUCCUCCUCUCCCACGCUGCAAAAAACCCCUGCCCACCUCAAUACUGCGGCACCAACCCUUUACCCAUCCGCUUCCCCUUCACGCUGCAUCAGCAUCCCGGAAACUGCACCGGCUACCCGGGCUUGACCUUCACAUGCUCCGUCGAUGAAGGAAGAGACGUCCCUCUCCUGCAGCUCCCGCAUUCCGGAAGCUUCUCCGUCCGCCACAUAAACUACCUCAUGCAAGAGAUCCACCUCUACGACCCGGCCGGCUGCCUCCCGCGCCGCCUCAUCUCCCUCAACCUCACCUCCUCCCCCUUCGCCGCCGCGCUCACGGAAGAGCUCACCUUCCUCAGCUGCCCCCGCCGCGUGGGACUCGCGGAGGUGGAGUGCCUCGGGAACGCCACGUCGGCGGUGCUGGCGGGCCCCGCAGGGAGGCUCUCCGGGGCGAUGGCCGUGUGCGGGACUAUGUUCACGGUGCCUAUCGCGGUGCCGUGGGAUGGCGGUGAUUGGGUGGCGGAGGAUCUUAGACUGACGUGGAGCUUACCUGAGUGCCAGGGGUGUGAGGUGGGUGGUGGGGUUUGUGGGCUUGGUCGGAGUCGGAGUGGUGUGGUCGGAGAGAUUACGUGCUUUUCUAAUCAUGGGACAGGACGAGGCCUAGAGGUUUUCAAAACCAUAGCACUAUCAAUAGUGAUACCAGCCAUCAUCUGCUCCAUAUGCAUUUCAUGCUUCGUAUGCAUAGUGGAAUGGAAGGCAGUUCGGAGUAGGGCAGCCGCUGUGGCGGCCCCGUCACUGCAGCCACCGGCUAUGGUGGGGCUCGAUGACUCGACCAUCGAGUCGUAUGAGAAAGUCGUACUGGGCGAAAGCAAACGCCUUCCCGGACCUAAUGGUGUCACAUGUCCUAUAUGCCUAGUUGAUUAUUGUCCAAAAGACAUACUUCGAUGCAUACCCGAAUGUCAACAUUGCUUUCAUUCCGAAUGCGUUGAUGAGUGGUUGAGAUUGAAUAGCUCGUGCCCUCUUUGUCGAAAUUCGCCUUCGAAUUCUUUAGAACAAGUAUGAGAUGUUUGUUUAGCGAUAUCCUAAUUGUAUAUGUUUUUUUAGGAGUGGGGGAUGUUCCUUCAGUAGUACUAUCCAAAU
Salvia splendens (bonfire salvia) is the source of this 1155-nucleotide messenger RNA. Its product is annotated as putative RING-H2 finger protein ATL21A. The coding region runs from base 1 to 1077 and encodes 358 amino acids. Lineage: Eukaryota; Viridiplantae; Streptophyta; Magnoliopsida; Lamiales; Lamiaceae. The record is from RefSeq and is a predicted model, not a curated record. The transcript is spliced from 2 exons. Gene Ontology annotation, molecular function: polysaccharide binding.